This is a messenger RNA of Poeciliopsis prolifica (blackstripe livebearer), 2468 nucleotides long. RefSeq names its product tRNA methyltransferase 1-like (gene trmt1l). The transcript is spliced from 16 exons. NCBI's taxonomy places the organism in Eukaryota, Metazoa, Chordata, Actinopteri, Cyprinodontiformes, Poeciliidae. Gene Ontology annotation, biological process: tRNA N2-guanine methylation. The coding region runs from base 43 to 2142 and encodes 699 amino acids. Gene Ontology annotation, molecular function: RNA binding. The record is from RefSeq and is a predicted model, not a curated record. Gene Ontology annotation, cellular component: nucleus.
ACCGUACGUCAGAGCACUUCCUGGUUGCUGCUGCAGCUGGAAAUGGCGGAGCUGAAAGAGGCGGACGCUCCUCAGCAGCACCAGGAGGACGAAGGCAUCAAACGUGAUGAAGACACCAGGGAGGAAGACUCUGCAGGUGCUGCAGUAGCUGCUGCAGGUGCUGCUGCAGGUGCUGUAGGUGCUGCUGCAGGUGCUGCAGGCACUGCAGAGCGGAGCGAUGCUGCGGCUGACAGCGACUCCAAACCUUCCACCACCAGCUGCGACAGACACAUCUCCAUCCAGACCAAACUGGAAGGACUGGAGAUGCUGGUGGACCUUGAUGGUGCGGGUCGGAAGUCCUGCCCUCUGUGUCCUGAGGAGAAGUUUAAAGCGUGUUACAGCCACAAGCUGCGCCGCCACCUGCAGAACCUCCACUGGAAGGUCUAUGUGGAGUUUAAAGGAAGCAGGAUGUGCAUCUGUCACCUGGCCUGCAGGAACCCCAAACCCAGCCUGAGCGGAGAUCAGGCGUCGGGUCGACACAUGGCCCACUUCCACUGCGUGGUGUGUUCGGUCACCAUCGCCCGGAAGACGGACAUGAUCAGCCACCUGAAGCGCCACUUCAACAAGGGAGAGACGGAGGCCAGCUACCCCGGCGGCUCCGACGCUCAGCUGGACGAGCCCGCGCCUUCGGGUCAGGCCUACGAGAUCCUGAAGGAGCUGGGGACCAACGUCCAGCUGCUGCCGAACCACAGCACCCCGCUGAAGAGCGACACGUACUUCAACCGCAAGAUGAAGACCAACAGGCAGCUGGUGUUCUGUUCGCUGGCGGUUCUGGCCGAGGAGAGGAACCCGCUGGAGUGUCUGGAUGCUUUCGGAGCCACAGGCAUCAUGGGCCUCCAGUGGGCCAAACACCUGCGCAGCACCGUCAGAGUGACGAUUACAGACAUCAGCGACGCCUGCGUGAAAAUGAUCAGAGAGAACUGCGAGCUGAACGGCAUCCGGGUCGACGGCGGCUCUCGAGGGCCUCGGGGCCCCGACAGGGCCGGCUGCGAGCCGGAGACGGCCCCCGUCGCCACGGUGGAGGUCGUCAAGAUGGACGCCAAUGUCAUGAUGCAUCUGCGGCCGUUUGACUACAUCCACCUGGAUCCUUUCGGCACGGCCGUGAACUACCUGGAUGCUGCCUUCAGAAACAUCCGGAACCUCGGCAUCGUCUCGGUGACGUCCACCGACACGGGCUCGCUCUACGCCAAGUCGCCCAACGUCACGCUGCGCCACUACGGCUGCCACAUCGUACGCACCGAGUACUACAAAGAGCUGGCCGCCCGCAUGGUGGUCGCCACGGUAGCCAGGGCGGCGGCGCGCUGCAACAAAGGCAUCGAGGUUCUGCUGGCCGUGGCCGUCGAGCACUUUGUGCUGGUGGUGGUCAGAGUCCUCAGGGGCCCGACUCAAGCAGACGAGUCGGCCAAGAAACUCCGCAGGCUGGUCCACUGCCAGUGGUGUGAGGAGAGAGAGUUCCUGAAACUGGGCAACAUGGUGGACGACACUGUUCCCUGUCACUGUCAUGGAAGUCUGCCUGGAAAGACGGCGGUGCAGCUGGGCCCUCUGUGGGCCGGCCCUCUCUUCAACACCGGCUUCCUGAGGAGGAUGCUGUCUGCCGCCGUGCAGCACAGCAUGGAUGACAUCCAGCCGCUCGUCAAAACGCUCAUCUGCGAGUCCGAGUGCACCACGCUCAAGUCGCUGGUGCACGGGUCGUCGGCGCUCGGUAACCAGGUGGAGUGUGGCGUCGUCAUCAAGACGCUGCAGAGCGGAGAGGAUGGAGGUCCAGCUGAUCAGGCCGGCAAAAGGAAAAGCGGGGAGGAUUGUGGGAACGUCAUGAAGAAGCUGAGGCCUGAUGCGUCUUUGGAUCAUCCGCCGUUCUACUACAGCAUCCACCGGCACAGCAUCCGCGGCAUGAACAUGCCCAAGUUGAACAAGUUCCUGCAGUACCUGACGGAGGCCGGCUUCAGGGUGAGCCGGACCCACUUCGACCCGAUUGGGGUCCGGACCGACGCCACGCUGCAGCAGUUCAAGUCCAUCCUCAGCAAGUACAGCGUCCCGACCGGCACCAACACCGGCACCAACACCGGCACCAACACCGGCCAGAGUAACGAGAAGGCGGUCUGAGCCGGGCAGCGCCGCUCCUGAAAGACCCAAACCUGACCUAGACUCGAGCUGGUUCCAGCCUGACCCAACCCGGUCCUGACCUGGUCCCGACCCGGUUCCGACCCGGUUCCAACCCGGUCCCGACCCGACCCAGUUCUGACCCGGUUCUGACCUGGUCCCGACCCAGUUCUGACCCGACCCGGACCUGACCCGGUCCCGACCCAGUCCUGCCUGCUGGACUUUUAUUAGAGCACAAACUGAUGAGAUUCUAUUUAAUUGACCCAAAAUCUUUAUUUUAUCCUUUUUAUCUUAAUUUGUCUCUUUAAUAAAAAUCUUUCUGAAAAUUA